AAUUCAACUUUUCUGUCUUCUUCUAGAGUUUCGCCAAACAUGUCGCUGGGUACAAUGAUUUGUACCCGUUGUGACGAAGGUUUUGAACCUCACGAACGAAUCGUCAAUUCAAACGGCCAGCUGUGGCACACCCAAUGUUUUGUGUGCGCACAAUGCUUCCGUCAAUUCCAAGACGGAAUUUUCUACGAGUUUGAAGGACGCAAGUACUGCGAGAAGGACUUCCAUAUUCUGUUUGCGCCAUGCUGCAACAAGUGCAACGACUUUGUCAUCGGACGGGUGAUCAAGGCUAUGGCGGCCAAUUGGCAUCCCGACUGCUUCACGUGCGAACAGUGCCAUAUUCCACUGGCGGAUUCGGGUUUCAUUCGCAACCAAAACCGGGCGCUCUGUCACGAUUGCAAUCAGAAGGAGAAAGCCGAUGGGCUGGGCAAGCACAUGUGCAACAAAUGUCAUGGCGUCAUCGAUGACGCUCCGUUGCGGUUCCGAGGAGAGGUGUAUCAUGGUUAUCACUUUAACUGCACGGCCUGCGGGGCUGAGCUGGAUUCAUCUGCCCGGGAGGUUAAAAAUCGUACUGGAUAUGCCGCGAACGACAUGAAUGAGUUGUAUUGUCUGCGUUGUCAUGACCGUAUGGGUAUCCCAAUCUGUGGAGCGUGCAGACGACCCAUCGAGGAACGUGUUGUCACUGCACUAGGCAAGCAUUGGCAUGUCGAGCAUUUUGUGUGUGCCAAAUGCGAGAAACCAUUUUUGGGACAUCGUCAUUACGAAAAGCGUGGUCUUGCCUAUUGUGAAACUCACUAUCAUCAGUUAUUCGGUAAUCUCUGCUUUGUUUGCAAUCAAGUUAUUGGCGGUGACGUAUUCACCGCAUUGAACAAGGCAUGGUGCGUGCAUCAUUUCUCAUGUUCAAUUUGCGACACCAAGAUGGAUCAAAAAUCUAAAUUUUACGAAUAUGACGAAAAGCCCGUUUGCAAAAAAUGCUACGAGAGGUUCCCGAACGAGCUUAGACGCCGAUUGCGUAUGGCACAUGAGAAUACACUGAAGAAGAACGUCGUCUGAAAUUUCUGAUUGACUGUCUUCCGAGAACUUGUUGAAAAAGAAACGCGAUCGAAACGGAAUUGUGGCCAAAUUAAAUGCUUUCUAAUCAUGCUAAACAAGCACAAAAAUAAAAAAAAAAUAGAUGUUAUGAAAAGUGCCUUAACACUCGAAGAUUUUAAUAACGUAUUUACAUGUGUUCUUUAUUUAAGGCUAAUUAUUGAAUGAUUGUCAUACACUGUUAAUAUUUAAGGUAUCAUACAACUACCGUUUGCCAUUCGUUUGUUGUUUUUAAACCAUUAUAAUAUCUUUUACAUUUUACAUUUGAUUUUUAAGGAAGCAAAAUUUGAAAUUUCUACAAUUAAUCUUAAUUUAGGACCGGUUGAAUGAAAAAAGGCUAAUAAAACGACUUUUUAGCAACCUACUAACAUUUUCAAGCGCAAAAUUGAUAAUAAUGAAAAGUGCUUGUGACAUUUAUGUCACACAAGGAAAAGGAUACGACAUGCAACAAAUGAAUGGCAAAAUUUAUUUCAUGAUUUAUGUGUCCAUUGUUAGAAACGUAACAUAGCAAUUAUACGGUUGAAAAUAACCCCAAAUUUA
Molecule: messenger RNA, 1626 nt
Organism: Aedes aegypti (yellow fever mosquito)
Lineage: Eukaryota; Metazoa; Arthropoda; Insecta; Diptera; Culicidae
Product: LIM and senescent cell antigen-like-containing domain protein 1
Exons: 5
Coding region: 40-1050 (336 amino acids)
Biological process (GO): positive regulation of integrin-mediated signaling pathway; cell-cell junction organization; cell-cell adhesion
Cellular component (GO): cell-cell junction; cytoplasm; focal adhesion
Source: RefSeq, a predicted model, not a curated record